GCUGAUAAGCCCACGGGCAUUGUAGUCCAAUUAUUAUAUAGCGAAUUUUUAGCCAACAGUUAAAGCAAAAGAUAAGCCAAAACACUUUUGCAAAUAAAAUUUGUAAGCAUGAGCGAAGCUUUGGAGGUGCUGGUUUUUGGGUCGGCCAUCAUAGAUUUCAUCUGUUAUACCCCACGUCUGCCCAAAGCAGGUGAAACGCUGCAUGGACACAAGUUUCAGACUGGCUUCGGUGGCAAGGGCGCCAAUCAAUGUGUGGCAGCAGCCAGAUUGGGUGCACGCACAGCACUUGUAGCUAAGCUGGGCGACGAUAGCUUUGGUGCGGAUUAUCUGCGUCAGUUACGCGAGGAAAAUGUUAAUGUGGAGCAUGUGCAACAGCUGUCCGGCCAGACCACGGGCGUGGCCCAAAUAGCUGUAUCCGAUGGUGGCGAGAACAACAUUAUCAUUGUCGUAGGUGCCAAUAAUUCACUAAGCUGCAGUGACGUCACCAGUGCAGCCACUCAUUUUGCCCAAGCCAAGGUGCUGGUAUGCCAGCUGGAAACGCCAAUCGAGGCAACAUUGUUUGCACUGCGUCAAUUCAAAGGCGUGUCUAUAGUGAAUGCAGCACCUGCAAUGGAGCAUACACCCAAGGAGCUACUGCAGCUGGCCAGCAUAUUCUGCGUAAAUGAGAGCGAAGCAGCGCUAAUGACCGGCGUCAAGAGCAUCAGCAGCGUUGGUGAAGCCAAUGCAGCCAUGAUUGAAUUAAUGGAAAUGGGUGCCAAUACGGUUAUUAUAACGUUGGGCAAACUGGGCGCAGUCUGCGCUACAAAGCAAGCUCCAGAGCAGUACGAGCAUGUGCCUGCACCGCAUGUGGAUCCGGAGCGAGUGGUGGACACAACGGGUGCUGGUGAUGCCUUUAUUGGCGCGCUGGCCUUUAACAUGGCACGCUAUCCACAAAAUGCGCUUACUGCGCACAUUGAGGCUGCCUGCGCGGUGGCCUCCAAGUCGGUGCAGCUGCCGGGCACCCAGGCCAGUUUUCCCCGUGCUUAAACGGUGAGUUACAGUUGAGCUUUGUACUUAUUAAAGUCAGUAGCCACCAGUUCAA
This is a messenger RNA of Drosophila busckii, 1081 nucleotides long. Its product is annotated as ribokinase. Gene Ontology annotation, molecular function: ribokinase activity. The record is from RefSeq and is a predicted model, not a curated record. The transcript has 3 exons. Gene Ontology annotation, biological process: D-ribose metabolic process. Lineage: Eukaryota; Metazoa; Arthropoda; Insecta; Diptera; Drosophilidae. The coding region runs from base 109 to 1026 and encodes 305 amino acids.